Molecule: messenger RNA, 847 nt
Organism: Seriola dumerili (greater amberjack)
Lineage: Eukaryota; Metazoa; Chordata; Actinopteri; Carangiformes; Carangidae
Gene: paip2
Product: poly(A) binding protein interacting protein 2
Exons: 4
Coding region: 226-621 (131 amino acids)
Biological process (GO): negative regulation of translational initiation
Cellular component (GO): cytoplasm
Molecular function (GO): mRNA regulatory element binding translation repressor activity
Source: RefSeq, a predicted model, not a curated record
GUACGUGAAGGCAGCAAAGGGUUUGUCCAAUCAUCAGCGAGCACAGAGUGACGUUGGCGAUGUAAACAAACAGAGGCAGCGCGGCCAUUACGCUCAGAGAAGAGUUGGACUCGGAGUUGGCCGUUUGAUUCUUCUGUCGUCGAGGAAAUCCGCUUGUCAGGGUCGUACACCGGACCGCAGCGACCGAGGCCGACUGUCCCCGUCUGUCUGCGCGAGAGGAGUGAAAUGAAAGACCCGAGUCUCAGCAACGUCUCAGCCCCGAACAUGACGAUCAGCAACGAGGUGAUCCUGAGCAGCCAGUUCAGCUCCGACGACAACCCGUUCGCCGAGUACAUGUGGAUGGAGAACGAGGAGGAGUUCAACAGGCAGGUGGAGGAGGAGCUGUGGGAGGAGGAGUUCAUCGAGCGUUGUUUCCAGGAGAUGCUGGAGGAGGAGGAGCAGUGGGAGUGGUUCAUCCCGUCCAGAGACCUCCCCCCUCAGACCGUCAGUCAGCUGCAGGAGCAGAUCAGUCUGCUGGUCCUGGACGAGGACGAGGACGCAGACCUCGACGUCGUGAUGAACAGCAGUCUCAACCCCAACGCCAAGGAAUUCACCCCGGGCAUCCAGAAACACAUCAUGUGACCCCGCUGGGCCCCGCCCCCCACUCGCACUGUGACAUCGCCAACAAGAUGUCUGCCGUAUUUUUCAGUCGCCACUCAACCUUCAGCCUGACGUGUUGCCAAAGUUCUGCGCUCGCCUCGCAUGUUUUCAAGUUCAGAGUCCAGUUACUGUUAGUUACUGCAAUCCUCCACCUGUGUGUGUGUGUGUGUGUGUGUGUGUGUGUGUGUGUGUGUGUGUGUGCUGUGCG